AUGGAUCCUAGCCUCAUCAGAGAUUAUCUUUUACGUUUUCUAUAUCAACCUAAAGAUAGGGAAUAUCCAGAUUUGUGCCAAUUGCCAGAUUUAAAUGAACAAACUCUGCUGGAUAAUUUACAAGCAAGGUUUCAGGCUGGUCAUAUUUAUACAUAUGUCGGUAGUAUUCUAAUAGCCCUGAAUCCUUUCAAGUUUUAUCCCAUAUACAAUCCAAAAUAUGUAAAAUUGUAUCAAAAUUGUCGACUUGGAUCUGAUUUACCUCCUCACAUAUUUGCUGUGGCAGAUGCAGCUUAUAAUUGCAUGUUGAAAGAAAAGAAAAAUCAAUGUGUUGUUAUAAGCGGAGAAAGUGGUUCUGGAAAAACAGAAAGCACUAAUUUUUUACUUCAUCACUUAACUGCUUUAAGUCAAAAAGGAAGUCAUGGCAGUGGAGUUGAACAAACAAUAUUGAGUGCUGGCCCUGUGUUAGAGGCUUUUGGAAAUGCUAAAACUGCACACAAUAAUAAUUCGAGUCGUUUUGGAAAUUUAUUCAAAAAUUAUCAUGUUUUUUAUUAUUUGUUAAGCGUUAUUGGCGUUGAUCAUUCACCUGUGUCAAAUAAAAUCGGAUGUUUUAUUUUGGACAACGUAGAUGAAAAAUAUGAAUUUUCAAGACUGAAACAAUCAAUGGAAAUGGUAGGAUUUAAUACGGAGAAGCAAAGGAGGCUAUUCAGUGUUUUGUCUUCUGUUUUACUACUUGGUAACGUAGAAUUUCAACCUCGAAAAGCGACUUAUCACCACGAUGAAGCAGUUGCUGUUUGUAAUCCAGGAGUGGUUGCGUUAAUAUCCGAAUUGUUAAGGGUGAAGGAAGAAACACUUUUAACUGCUUUAACUGCCAAGAGAGCAAAAGCUUCUGGAGAAACUCUUAUAAUUAAUUAUAGGCUUCCGGAAGCUGUUGCAGCAAGAGACGCCAUGGCAAAAUGUUUAUAUGGUGCAUUAUUCGAUUGGAUUGUUUUACAAUUAAAUCAUGCACUUUUGUCAAAGAAAGAUACUUUGAGACAACAUCAGGGUAACUCAAUAGGAGUUUUAGAUAUUUUCGGUUUCGAAGAUUUUGGGCAUUGCAACAGCUUUGAACAAUUAUGCAUAAAUUAUGCAAAUGAGCAUUUACAGUUUUAUUUUAAUCAACACGUUUUUAAAUAUGAACAAGAAGAAUAUAGAAAAGAAAAUAUUAGAUGGAAAGAUAUUGAAUUUAUGGAUAAUACUGGUUGUUUGCAAUUGAUUGAAGGAAAACCUUUGGGAUUACUUUGUGUUUUGGACGAUCAGUGCAAUUUUCCUGGUGCAACUAAUGAAACUUUAGUUCAAAAAUUUAAUUCCGUUCACAAAGAAAAUGAAUUUUAUGAAGUCCCUCAGAGAAGAGAAUCAGCAUUUAUAGUACGACAUUAUGCUGGAAAAGUGAAAUAUCAAGUCGCAGAAAUGAGGGAAAAAAAUUUAGAUCUGAUGAGGCAUGAUAUUGUUGGAGUAUUAAAAAAUAGUAGUAUGGCAUUUGUAAGAGAAUUAGUAGGAGCUGAUCCUGUCGCGGUAUUUAGAUGGGCAAUAGUUCGUGCUUUUUUUCGUGGUUAUUAUGCAUUUUUAGCAGCCGGAAGAACGCAUAGACAAAAUCGCGGUAAAACUCAAAGUUCUGGAACUCUUGUCAAACGAAAACAACCUCUUACAGUCACUGCUCAAUUUCAAAUGAAUUUACAUAGUUUAAUGGAUACAUUGAACAUGGCAAAUCCAUUUUUUAUUAGAUGCAUUAAAAGUAAUGGCCAAAAGAUACCAAAUAAAUUUGACGAAGAAACCGUUCAACGACAAUUAAGAUACACGGGUAUGUUAGAAACAGUAAGAAUUCGUCAAGCUGGAUAUAACGUUAGAUUGACGUAUGAAGAAUUUGCACAACUCUAUAGAAUAUUAUUACCCAAUGGUGCAUCAAGUUCGGUUGCAAACGUAAAACAUUUUCUCACUACCCUUAAUUUCAAUCGUGACAAUUAUCAACUGGGUAGCACAAAAAUAUUUCUUAAAGAAUCAGAAAAAGUAAAAUUAGACUACAGACUUCAUCAGCAAAUAAUGUCGGCCAUUGUUACUAUUCAAAGGUGGUUUCGAGCCGGAUUAGAUAGGAAAAAAUUUCUUAAAUGGCUUAAUAAUCUUAGAAUACAAAUUCGUGCGGCUAUACAAAUUCAAACAUAUUACAGAAGAUAUUUGGCUAGGAAAAAAUUUAAAAACUUCCGCAAAUCCGUUAUUAUAAUACAAGCUCACGUGAGAGGAUUUUUAUUGCGACAAAAAUUAGCUAAAAAUGCAUCAUCUAAAAAAUUAUCAAUUUCACUGCCAAAGAAUGAAAAGUAA
Messenger RNA from Pediculus humanus corporis (human body louse), 2352 nucleotides. RefSeq names its product myosin IIIB, putative. Gene Ontology annotation, cellular component: myosin complex. Gene Ontology annotation, biological process: intracellular signal transduction. NCBI's taxonomy places the organism in Eukaryota, Metazoa, Arthropoda, Insecta, Psocodea, Pediculidae. Gene Ontology annotation, molecular function: microfilament motor activity; GTPase activator activity; ATP binding. The transcript is spliced from 12 exons. The record is from RefSeq and is a predicted model, not a curated record. The coding region runs from base 1 to 2352 and encodes 783 amino acids.